AUGGUAUCCACUCGUCCUAUUGUCAAGGUUGCGGCUGUCCAGGCCGCACCUGUUUCCUUUGAUCUGGAAAAGAGUCUGCAGAAGCUGAGUAAGCUUACAGAGGAAGCUGCCCAAGCCGGUGCAGACUUGGUUGUAUUCCCUGAAGGGUUCUUGUCUGCUUAUCCAUGGAGAUACGCGUUUGACGCAACGAUUGGUGCCCGAGAGCCGCGAGGACGCGAGUGGUAUGCCAAGUACGUUGCUUCGGCCGUCGAGGUUCCCUCUCCCGCCUUCGAUAGGCUUUGCGAAACAGCCAAGGCAAACGACGUCCUCCUUCAUGUGGGAAUUAUUGAAAAGGCAGGUGGUACGCUGUACUGCACUGCUUUGCUUCUAGACCGGGAGGGCAAGCUGGUGUAUAAGCAUCGCAAGCUCAUUCCAACGGCUGCUGAGAGACUUGUUUGGGGUCGAGGCGCCGGAGAUGGCCUAUUAGUCAAGCCAACGGAUGUUGGCAGAGUCGGAAGCUUGAUCUGCUGGGAGAAUUAUAUGCCGGCGGCUCGUAUGGCGAUGUACCAGCAAGGCAUCGAGAUUUACGUGGCGCCCCACGCCGAUGAUUUGGCCACCUGGACAGCAUCGAUGCAGCAUAUUGCGAAGGAAGGGCGAUGCUUUGUAGUGUCUGUCAACUCGUUCUGCAAAGUAUCGGACUUCCCGCCUGACUACCCGCCUUUUACGGCCGAACACCCCGAUCGGAGGCCGGACGGAGCACAAUGGGAGGCGGAUGAUAUUCUCAACCACGGUGGCUCAUGCAUCGUCGGGCCGCUGGGCACAUUUCUUGCCGAGCCGGUGUGGGACAAGGAAGAGAUUGUCUAUGCCAGUCUCCGAAUGGCAGACAUCACGGAGUCCAAGCUGGACUUUGACCCCAUCGGCAGCUACUCCCGGCCCGACAUCUUUUCAUUGACGGUCAACACCAAGCCGGCCGACAACGUCGUAUUCACCAGCUGA
Messenger RNA from Colletotrichum lupini, 975 nucleotides. Its product is annotated as carbon-nitrogen hydrolase. NCBI's taxonomy places the organism in Eukaryota, Fungi, Ascomycota, Sordariomycetes, Glomerellales, Glomerellaceae. The record is from RefSeq and is a predicted model, not a curated record. The transcript has 8 exons. Gene Ontology annotation, molecular function: catalytic activity. The coding region runs from base 1 to 975 and encodes 324 amino acids.